Messenger RNA from Telopea speciosissima, 1488 nucleotides. RefSeq names its product uroporphyrinogen-III synthase, chloroplastic-like. The record is from RefSeq and is a predicted model, not a curated record. Gene Ontology annotation, biological process: uroporphyrinogen III biosynthetic process. Gene Ontology annotation, molecular function: uroporphyrinogen-III synthase activity. Gene Ontology annotation, cellular component: chloroplast. The transcript has 10 exons. Bases 105 to 1019 code for a protein of 304 amino acids. Lineage: Eukaryota; Viridiplantae; Streptophyta; Magnoliopsida; Proteales; Proteaceae.
GUGGCUGUGACGCUUUGACAGGCGGCAACAAGGGGCCCCCCGAGGAGGGGCGGUGUUAAAGUGAUGUGAAUCUCUCUCUACCCAACACGUAUCAACUCCCUCAAAUGGCUCGACUCUCUCUUUUCUCCUCGAUCUUCCUUCCCGGUCCUCAUUCGUGUCCCUUGCAACUUCACCACCGACUUAGUUGUCCCUCUUUCAGAGUUCAAGCUUCUUCUUCUUCUUCAUUAGGUGCGUUUUCCACUCAGAAGCCGAAGGUCGUCGUUACGAGAGAAUGUGGCAAGAAUGAGAAGCUCAUUACUGCUCUGGCCAAACAUGGUGUUAACUGCUUGGAACUUCCUCUCAUCCAGCACACAGAAGGGCCUGAUUUUGAUAGACUUUCUACAGUCUUAAGUGACACGACAUUUGACUGGAUUGUCAUAACUUCUCCAGAAGCAGGCAUAGUGUUCCUUGAAGCUUGGAAGGCUGCUGGGACCCCAAAAGUUCGGGUGGGUGUAGUUGGUGCUGGUACAGCGAGCAUCUUCAAGGAAGUAAUGCAUUCUGACAAUCGAUCUCUGACUGUUGCCUUUUCACCAUCAAAAGCAACAGGAAAGGUUUUGGCUUCGGAGCUUCCCAAGCAAGGGGAUGGAACAUGCACUGUCCUGUAUCCUGCUUCAAUGAAGGCUGGUCGUGAGCUUGAGGAAGGUCUAUCGAAUCGUGGUUUUGUGGUCACAAGGCUUAAUACAUACUCCACGGUGCCUGUGCAUGAUGUAGACCAAACAACAUUAGUGCAAGCACUUUCUGCUCCAGUUGUUGCUGUAGCUUCCCCUUCAGCAGUUAGGGCUUGGGUGAAUCUUAUUUCUGCACCAGGGAAGUGGAAUAAUUCUGUUGCCUGCAUUGGUGAGACUACUGCUGUAGCUGCCAAAAGUUUAGGCUUGAAGAAUGUAUACUACCCUACAAAUCCUGGUCUUGAAGGGUGGGUUGACAGCAUCCUAGAAGCCUUGAGAGUCCAUGAUCAACCCCAGAAGGCCGUCACUUGUUGACAAUGAACAAACAAGUGCAGGACUAAAGGAAGGCACUUUCAGAUUUGCCAAUGCUUGGGAGGAUUAAUCAUUCUAUGCAACCAGAACAAUGCCAGAGUUAGAAGUUUGAGUGGGUGUAACUGCAGCGUCAAUCACUUGACUUUCCUUCAAUAGCGCUCUCUUUUUGUGCUCGAGUGGGAACUAAGCCAGAAAACACUUGUUGUUAUGAUCAGGAAACCGUCAGGUCAGUACCAGGGGUGAAGAGACUGUCCAAAAUUUUGUUGUGAAUUUCCAACCCUGUAAAUAAUUCCGUCUUGAUGUUGACCUAAUGCCUGCAUGCUAGAUUGGAGGUCAUUCUUGUUUUGACUAGCAGGUCUGGCAACCGAAUUCUUGUCGCCAAUAUUUUUUCAGUUGUAGGUCCAAUGUUUGAAAUCAGGUUUAAUUCUUAUUUCCAUUUGAUAUAGAAAGCAGAUAUGAGCAUAAUUUACUA